UGUCAGUUGUACUGAUAUCCGUAGGCGUAGGGUGUUCUUUGCCCUGCUAAGCUCCCGUCUAACCUCAGAAUUUUUCAAAAUAUCAACAUUUUUUUCCUUUUUCUCUGUAUCCAUGGCACUACAAGUAUAGCAAAAAAUUGUCUAAUAUUCAUGGCAGCAGCUAAAUACCACUCUGCAACUCCCCCAUUCCCUAGGUAUAAAGAAAUCUUCACCUCUACGACCAGGAGGAGCAUUGGGGGAUAUAGAGUAAAUGUAUGUAAAGCAAAGUUGUCAGAGUCAAACGCUAAGAAAGCAAAUCUUUCGGCAAGAAAGAAGGAAAGGAUAAGGGUUCCAAAUUAUGGUGAUGAUGGCACUGGAGGCAAGAAUAUUCAUCAUAUAAGUGAAUUUCUUGGUCAUCCAUGUGGAAUUGAAUCUAUCUUGAACACAAGGGCUUUGCAAAGUUAUCAAUCCCUUGAUUCUAAUGUUUACAGUACAUGCAGGUGUACUCUACCACAGCUUCAACUUCUCAGUUUUGAGGUAGCGCCAGUGUUGGACUUGAGAGUUACACCAAGUACUGAAGAUUGUGUAGUUGAGAUGUUGUCUUGCAAGUUUGAGGGUUCAGAAGUAGUGGAACGGCAGAAUGAGCGCUUUUCAGCUUCAAUGAGAAACUGUAUAACAUGGGAAACUAUUGGCAGUGAACCAUUUUUGAAUGUCGAUGUGAAGUUAGAUCUCGUCCUUGAGAUUUACACCCAGCCGUUCAUCUUUUUGCCAAUAUCAUCUGUCGAGGUUCCAGGGAAUAUAGUGAUGCAGGCUCUAGUGGACAGGUUGGUACCGCUACUCAUACAACAGCUGCUGCAAGAUUAUGAAGAAUGGGUGCGUAAACAACAGGAUUUGUUUUCAAUGAAACUUCAAAAUAAUCUAUUUUCAGGAAGCCGUGCUUCUACAUGAAAACCACAUUUACUUCCUUGGGUUAGAGUAAAAAUGUAAUUUCUCAAGGGUGAGGAGCAGAAGUUCAGCUUGCCAUCGGUCCAGGAUUCUCAGUCUGAUGUGUGUGUAAUAGACUAAAUCAGAUCUAUAAGCACUCUUUCAUGAAAUAAUCUUGUAUUAUAGCUCUCAUUUGUAUGAAAAUCUCGUUCUUGAUCCGCAGAAUGAAGAGAUGAAGCAAAUUAGUGGAGUUUUGGUUUUGAAAUUGUAACACAUUGCUGUGAUGUACAAUCAAAUUCUUGUUUUCGAUUUAAGAAUGUUUAGGAAAAACAGGAAAUAACAUAGUGAAAAACUCUCGUCUUUAUAGACCAUAUUAUUCA
Messenger RNA from Olea europaea var. sylvestris, 1283 nucleotides. RefSeq lists its product as uncharacterized. NCBI's taxonomy places the organism in Eukaryota, Viridiplantae, Streptophyta, Magnoliopsida, Lamiales, Oleaceae. The record is from RefSeq and is a predicted model, not a curated record. The transcript is spliced from 9 exons. The coding region runs from base 151 to 927 and encodes 258 amino acids.